CGUCAUAUUGGCGGGAAGUCGACGCUACGUCACGCAGAAAGUGCCGGGGUUUUAAAAACAUCUGAAAGCGUGUAGCCCGCUAGCUGAGAGGCUGUGCUGCUCCUUAAUCCAACAAUGGCGACGUCUUCUUUCUCAAGGGGCUGCUUCGUUUUUAAACCCAGUGCCAAAAAGAAGAAGAAGAUGACUGUGGGUCUGGAAAGGUACUUCACCCAUGGUUCUGAAGGUUCCGAGAGCAGCGAAGUGCGCUUCAAGAUCUGUUUGGAUCUGUGGAACAAAGUCAAAAUGGAGACAGAGGCUUUGCAGGAAGAGCUCAACAGAAACAUUUUGGACAGCUUGCUGGAGUUUACCAGGAAGUCCUCCUCCACCCGUGAUCACAGCGACUGGGCAUCACAGAUGAAGGCCAGUGAGAUUCCCACUGCUGCGCUUGUGCUGGGUGUGAACAUCCCAGACCAUGACAUGACCUUCCAGAGUCUGUCUGACCUGCUCAGGCAUUCUGUCACGCCUCUCGUGGCGUCCUUACAGGCCAAAGAUUGUGGAGCCUUGAAACAUCUGCUGAAACGGGUCCUUGAGAGACUGAUGGGUACUGUUGUGGCUGUGGGCGAUGAAGAAGAGGAGGAGCUUCAGCAGACCGAUCCUGAGCUCCAAAAGAGCGUUCACUGCUCUCUUACUGCUCUCUGUGACUGGUACAUCUCAAAAACAAAGAAGUCCAGCUGUAGGACUCCUGGAAAGAAGCGCAGCUCCUCCGUUGUUGGUGGGCAGCAUCAGCAGCCUCCUGUUGUGAUCAUUUUCAAAGAUCUGGAAGCUUUUAACCCAAGAGUUCUUCAGGACUUCAUUCUGAUCUGCAGUCGGUACAUUCAACGCCUCCCGCUGAUGUUCAUCUUCGGGAUCGCCACGUCGCCCAGCGCCGUCCAGCACGUGCUGCCUCACUCCGUGUCCUCGCUGCUCUGCGUCGAGCUCUUCCAGUCCCUGUCCUGCAGGGAGCACCUCGCCACCGUCAUCGACCAGCUGAUCCUGACGUCCUCCUUUCCAUUUAAGCUCAGCGGGAAAGUGAUGCAGGUGCUGGUCAGCAUCUUCCUGUACCACGAUUUCUCAGUCAGAAACUUCAUAAAGGGUCUUCAGCUGGCCCUGCUGGAGCACUUCCACUCCCAGCCUCUCAGCUCACUGUGCUGCAGGACGAAUGAGGCUCAGCUUAAUGUGCGGCAGCUCGGUCCCGCCGACUUGGAGCGGAUCAGGCAGCUGCCGUCAUUCAAGAGGUAUCUGAAGGAGCAAGAAGAACAGGACAAUCUAAUGACAGACGACGCUCAUUUGAAGGAUGUGUGUCAGAAACUGAUAAAGGAUCUUCAUAAAUACCACAAGAACUAUUAUCCCAUCCUGCGUUGUCUCCACUGUCUGACCUCCUCGUUACCUCGUUAUCCUCUGGGCAAACAGAUCAGAGAGCUCCAUUUGAUUUGUCUGGAGAAGAAUGUGUGGGAGAGUGAAGAUUACCAGUCAGCCAUGAUGCUUUUAAAGAUGCUGGCCAAAGAUGAGCUGAUUUCUUUGCUUCAGACGUGUGCAGAGGUUCUGCAGCCGGUCAGGUCAAAGAAGAUGAAGAACGCUCUUGUCCAACUGGAGGAGCUACUUGCCAAAUUGAAGCUGCUGGACGCUGCUGCUGAAGUGGCCCCCGGUGUGGAGGAAAACCUCACCGCUCCAGUCAGAAAUCUUCAAAAGAAAACGGAUCUGUUCCAGCUGCAGAAGAUGCUGCUAGAGAUGAACGAGUCCCGGAGGUCCAAGAGAACGAGUCCCUUUGAGAUUCUCAGAAAUGAAGCCGUGGAGUUUGUUGACAGUUUAGUCAAAAAUCAUCUGUCGCCGCCAGAGUCCAAGCCCCUGUAUGAAGUGUGCUACUACACUUCCUCUGCCACCGUGAGGCGCCACCUGAACGCAACACCUCGCACCUCCAUUCAGGCUGCACUCAGCAACCCCUACAGCUACAUUCAGAAUGACAGCUUGAAGACGGAGGACGGGACGGUGUCGAAUGCGGCUCCAGACAUCUGUGUUGCAUACAAGCUGCACCUGGAGUGUGGCAGGCUGAUCAACCUCUACGACUGGCUAGAGGCCUACUCCACUGUUGUUUCUGCUGCAGAGGGUUCUAAUCCAGAUUCAGAUGGCUGUGGGAAGGUGGAUGAAGUCAAACACGCUCGUUUUAUCCGUGCCGUGUCAGAGCUGGAAUUCCUGGGUUUCGUCAAAGCAACCAGGAAGAAGACGGAUCAUGUGGCCCGACUCACCUGGGGAGGCUGCUGAUCGAGUUCUGCUGUUAUUUUGCUCUCAUGGACAUUUUGGGUCUGUUUCUAACAGUUGCAUUUUUUUGUCAGUCUAAAUGAACUUUUGUGAUACUGUGCUGUGAAGUAUUUACCUGCACCCAAAUGUCUUUUAUUGUUGAUUUGUUUUUUGCAAACUUAAACAGAUUUUAACAUCAAAAAUAAGCUGAUUAAAUAUAAAAAGCAGCUUUCCA
Messenger RNA from Girardinichthys multiradiatus, 2488 nucleotides. RefSeq names its product origin recognition complex, subunit 3 (gene orc3). Gene Ontology annotation, molecular function: DNA replication origin binding. The record is from RefSeq and is a predicted model, not a curated record. Bases 115 to 2277 code for a protein of 720 amino acids. The transcript has 20 exons. NCBI's taxonomy places the organism in Eukaryota, Metazoa, Chordata, Actinopteri, Cyprinodontiformes, Goodeidae. Gene Ontology annotation, biological process: DNA replication initiation; DNA replication. Gene Ontology annotation, cellular component: nuclear pre-replicative complex; DNA replication preinitiation complex; nuclear origin of replication recognition complex.